This is a messenger RNA of Megalopta genalis, 862 nucleotides long. RefSeq names its product ribosomal protein L23A (gene RpL23A). The record is from RefSeq and is a predicted model, not a curated record. Gene Ontology annotation, cellular component: ribosome. Gene Ontology annotation, molecular function: structural constituent of ribosome; rRNA binding. Gene Ontology annotation, biological process: translation. NCBI's taxonomy places the organism in Eukaryota, Metazoa, Arthropoda, Insecta, Hymenoptera, Halictidae.
CAACAAUUAACGUAUUGAAUCAAUCUUCCAUACGUCUACUUCCGGUUAGUGCUGUCGUUCUUUUUAGCAAGAUGGCUCCAAAACCUAAACCCACGGACAAAGCAGCCGGUAAACCGGCUGAGAAGAAAACGGAGAAGAAAGCUGAGAAGAAGCCAGCAACAGCUGCUUCCACUUCAAAAGUGACGAAACCAGCUGCUAAGCCAGCAGCAAAGAAACCAGCAGCAGCUAAAGCCACAAAUGCUGCUAAGCCCGCUACAAAACCAGCAACAAAGCCUACACCUAAGGUUGCUGCUAAACCACUCAUCAGCAAACCCAAGAAGAAUGUCCAGGCUACAAAGAAAUCACCUAAAGGUGGAAAACCAGCGGGACCUGUUCAAAAGGCACUCAAAGUUCAGAAAAAGAUCUUGAGGUGUGUUCAUGGAUCAAGAGUAAGGAAAAUAAGAACAUCCGUACAUUUCCAUCGCCCGAAAACAUACAGACCACCAAGAAAUCCAAAGUAUACCAGAAAAUCAGUACCAAACAGGAAUCGUAUGGAUGCUUUUAAUAUCAUCAAAUUCCCAUUGACCACUGAAGCAGCCAUGAAAAAGAUUGAAGACAACAACACGUUAGUUUUUAUUGCACACACGCGGGCUAACAAAUACCACAUUAAGGCAUCUAUCAAAAAGUUGUAUGAUGUUGAUGUAGCCAAAGUUAACACUUUAAUCAGGCCUGAUGGUAAAAAGAAAGCAUAUGUGCGGUUAACGCGUGAUUACGACGCACUCGAUGUUGCAAAUAAAAUUGGUAUAAUAUAAAUAUAUCGAUACAUGAUGUGUAUAGGAGUUGCGAUAUGUCUGUACUGAUAAUAAAUAUUGGUAUAAAAAUA